Messenger RNA from Cladocopium goreaui, 724 nucleotides. Lineage: Eukaryota; Dinophyceae; Suessiales; Symbiodiniaceae. The record is from the annotation of a GenBank genome assembly.
CUCAACCACCAACCAUAGUGAUCCCAGCCAUGGUGCGGCUCCAUGGCGCUCCACCACUUCGGAGCCUCAUGGCUGCGUGUCUCGUUUGUUUGGCGCCAAGCGUCACAUUCUUCGUGGGCACCAAAGAUGUGCCACGGGCGCGGCAAGACGUUGGGCAAGACGUCGUCGCACGGCGAGGAAGUGACAAUCCACUCAGACUGCCGAAAUCACCAAAGAAUCCCUUUGACCUUUUAGGCGUGCGAAGGGGUACUGAGAAGUCGGAGAUCCGCAAGCUCUUUCGCAAGCGAGUGCAGACGGAACAUCCGGACGUCAAUCCCGACGAUCCAGAUGCGGCGGAGCGGUUUCAAGAGCUCGUCGCGGCAUACAACUCGGUGAUGGGUGAUGAACUGUUGCCCGACGAGUUGAACUUUGUGCGGGUGCAGAUGACGGCACGCUACAAGAAGCAGUUGGAGGCCGAUCAAUCAGUCAAGAACGGCAUCUUCUACGCGUUGCUCCCGGGCAUCACCAUUUCCCUCAUUGGCAUCGCCUUCUUCGCCAUGGAUUCGCUGAAUAUCUCUGAAUAUCUUGGACCCUGAGACCAAAUCCAUGCUGAAUGCAGUGCAGAACAAGGGACCACAGAGUCCACCCUUUCGCUCUCCCUAUGGUUAAGCGGAGAAUUCUGCCGCACUUCACGGCGGUUGUCUGGAAUGAUAUUUGUGCAGCUUGGUGACAUGUUUUUUUUAAU